This is a messenger RNA of Melitaea cinxia (Glanville fritillary), 2233 nucleotides long. Its product is annotated as myrosinase 1-like. Bases 1 to 1965 code for a protein of 654 amino acids. Gene Ontology annotation, molecular function: beta-glucosidase activity. Gene Ontology annotation, biological process: carbohydrate metabolic process. NCBI's taxonomy places the organism in Eukaryota, Metazoa, Arthropoda, Insecta, Lepidoptera, Nymphalidae. The transcript has 10 exons. The record is from RefSeq and is a predicted model, not a curated record.
AUGUACUGCAGCGAACAAACAUGUAUUCACAUAUACGAGCUUGUUCUUUACACCCCGAAACCGCGCGUGCCGCGACCCAUCGUCAUUUACGUGUUUGUACUCGGCAAAGUCGAACAUUUAAGCAAGACAUCAAGAAUUCCUCGAGAAUUCGCCCUUUUUUUGGAUAAAAUUAGUGACGAUCCAACUCCUUGUAGCAACGAGGACGAAGAAAUCUCUAAACAAGGCUAUCAACACGAAGUUAACACCGAUAUUUUUCAGGCCAACUGCGAGCAUCUUGAUUCACCACCUCCUCAUUUAGUACAAACCUCACAUCCUGACGAAGUGCUUACACCAUUAAAUAUAGAAGUAACCUCUAGUUUCAAUAACUCACCAGCUGUUUACAUUGAAGAAUUUGAGAAUUUGAAGAUCCUAGAAUUUCUGUAUGCGGAAAUAUUAAACUUAUCCGGAGGCCCGAAAAGUAAUUACACAUUCCCGAAAAGUUUCCUAUUUGGCGUUUCUACAGCUUCAAUUCAAAUCGAGGGAGCGUGGAAUGAAGAUGGCAAAACAGAAAAUAUAUGGGACCACUUGGUGCACACAAACCCCAACUUUACCAAAGAUGGUUCUACUCCCGAGGUGGCGGCUGAUUCCUAUCAUUUAUACAAAAGAGAUGCUCAAAUGGUACACGAAUUAGGUGUAGAUAUUUACAGAUUUUCAAUAUCCUGGCCUAGGAUACUACCAACGGGCUUGGCGAACCAAGUCAAUCCUCUCGGUAUUCAGUAUUACAAAAAUCUUAUAAGCGAACUCGAGAGAUACAACAUCACGCCUAUGGUGACAAUAUAUCACUGGGAUCUUCCUCAAAAGUUACAAGACAUUGGUGGUUGGACUAACGCUCAUAUAGUCGACUAUUUUACGGAAUACGCCAAUAUUUUGUUCGAUAACUUUGCCAGUAAAGUUAAAUACUGGGUGACCUUUAACGAGCCUAUGCAGACUUGUUUGGAAGGGUACGGUAGUACUGGUAGAGCCCCCGCUCUCAAUCGCCACGGUAUUGCUGAGUAUCUUUGUACUCACAAUCUGCUAAAGGCUCAUGCCAGCGUCUACCAUUUGUAUGAUAGACAAUAUCGACCGCUUUAUAAAGGAAAGAUCGGCAUGUCCUUAGACUCAAAUUGGGCAGAACCGAAAACCAAUUCUUCAAAAGACCGACAAGCGGCUGAACUCUAUUUAAAAACUCAUGUCGGUUGGUAUGCGCACCCAGUCUAUUCAAAAGAAGGUAAUUAUCCCCCAGAACUGAUCAAGUUGGUCGAUGAAAAAAGUCGUCAGCAGAACUACAGUCGCUCUCGUUUACCGAAGUUUACAACUGAUGAAGUCGAGUAUAUAAAGGGAACAGCUGAUUUCUUUGGUCUAAACCAUUACACCACUUAUCUUUUAAGUAUGGCAGAAAGGGAAGUGGGACCAAUUCCUUCACACGAAAAUGACAUUGGCAUCGUUAGAGUUCAAAACCCCAAGUGGCCUUCGAAAUCAUCAUCUUCGUGGCUUAAGGUUGUACCAUUUGGCUUUCGUCGUCUCCUCGCUUGGAUUAGCAGGACCUAUAAGAAUGUUCCUAUAAUUGUAACGGAGAACGGUUACGCUGACUUCAGCGGCGUCGAGGAUACCGCUAGAGUGUCGUAUUACUGUCAUUACUUGAACUCCCUCCUGCACGCCAUACACGAGGAUCGCAGCAAUGUGCAGGGAUACUUCGCCUGGAGUUUGAUGGACAACUGGGAGUGGGACGAUGGAUACGUGUCCCGCUUCGGUCUUUACUUGGUCGAUUUCAAGAGUCCCAAUAAGACGAGGACGCCAAAGGCCUCGGCACGGCUGUACUCGAAAGUAGUAUCGUCACGAGCCCUACCCGCCAACUAUGAUCCCGAUGACUACAGUGCCUUCUCGGGGGCCCCGGCAGUCGUCCCCACGAUACUCUUCAUUUUACCCCUUUAUAGGCUACUCGUAUGACGUCGUUUCUACCACUAAUUUGCUGGCGUUGUCGCGCGCGACGUCGCGGCGUAGCUGCGCCUGGAUGCACGCGAACGACUUGCCCUUCGUCUCCGGCAGCACCGCGAGCAUGAACAGCAGCCCCAACAUGGAAAACACAGAGAAACCCCAGAAUACUGUGUAUAUUCCCCAAGCAUCCUUUACUACCUGAAACGAAAUAAUUUAUUUGUUAGAUAGAAAUUAUUUUAUGGUUAUUUUGUAAAUAAAACGAAUGAAAAACAUUAAUAAU